CAAAUGCACGGGCAGCCAUUACUACGUGCAAUUUGGGAUAACGGAUAAACUUGUUGAUGUUGAGUUGGCAGUUUGGCUCAAGCGUGAAUUACUUUUGCUGCUCUACUUGUUUUUUCUUCAGAGCUGACUUUACCUGCGCUGCAGAUAUUUCAAAUUUAAGCAAAUGAGUGUUAAAAGCCGCUAGUCUGCCGGCGGUCUCGUAGUGUGUUCAUGCAGCAGCCACGCAGCGGUGUGGCACAUAAACGGGUUCACCUCAGUCCACAUUAGCUAGCCAGCUAAUCCACCUCGGGGUGCACUUAGGUCAACUUUUAAGUUUUUACUGGUUUUGUUGAAUUUCUUAGCUGGAAAACGGAUGAGGCCGUUGUCAUGACACUGAGGAGAGUAAACGCGGUCAUCCUUGUGCUGCUGGCUGUGGCCUUCCUGAUCAUAGUUCAACGAAAUCUCCUCAACCUCAGUGACUUUCUACACAAGGAGCACCCUAAUGCGGGGAUGAUUCUUCCCUUUGAAUCUGAGUUGUCUCCUGAUCUCAGACUAGAGGUCUCGAGGAAAGGGAAAGGAGAGGAGAUCCCCGUCCUCAUCACUGCUGCUGAGGACAGACUCGGUGCUGUCGUCGCUGCCAUGAACAGCGUCUACCAGAACAGUAAAGCCAAUGUUGCCUUCACCAUUGUGACUAUGAAUGACACGGUGGAUCACCUAAAAGUGUGGCUUAGUAAGACGAAGCUGAAAAAUAUAAAAUAUAAGAUAGUUAUUUUCCAGCCGGAGCUCCUCAACGGGAAGAUAACGAAAGAUCCACAAACCCUGGAGGCUACAAAACCAUUGAGUUUCGCCAGGUUUUAUCUGCCUGUAUACAUACCCGAGGCAGAGAAAGCUGUCUAUUUGGAUGACGAUGUCAUUGUACAAGGGGACAUUCAGGAGCUUUAUGAAACCAACCUCAAACCAGGACACGCAGCUGCCUUCUCAGAUGACUGUGAUUCAGCAUCUGCUAAGGGCAUUAUUCGAGGGGCUGGAAAUCAGAAUAAUUAUAUAGGUUUUCUGGACUUCAAGAAGGAGGCUAUCAAGAAGCUGGGGAUGAGAGCCAACACAUGCUCCUUUAACCCCGGGGUCAUCAUUGCCAACUUGACUGAGUGGAGGAACCAGAACAUCACCCAGCAGCUGGAGCACUGGAUGGAACUGAACAAACAGGAGGAUCUGUACAGUAAGAGUCUGGCAGAGAGUGUCACCACCCCCCCACUCCUCAUUGUUUUCUACAAGCGUCACUCCUCGAUCGACCCCAUGUGGCACGUCAGGCACCUUGGCACAAGUGGAGCUGGAAACCGCUACUCCAAUCAGUUUGUGAAAGCUGCCAGACUCCUCCACUGGAAUGGACACUAUAAGCCGUGGGGGAGAACAUCCUCCUUUACUGAAGUGUGGGACAAGUGGUUCAUCCCAGACCCCACAGGAAAAUUUCAUCCUGUGCGAAGACACACAAGGGACAAAUAGAUUGAAAAAUUGGUUUCAGAAACUUUGGACCAGCAAAGUCCCUGCAGGACCGCAGCUCGUGAUAUCUCAGGAAUGAAGUAAGGCCUACUCACUUGCCACUUCUGACAUCCUCUGAACAUGUAGAUGUGUGUGCGCUCUCAUUCCUCUGAACACACAGAAUUGACCUUUUUUUUCUGUAACCCUGCAUUUUUAUUAUUGCUUGGAGUGCACAAUUUGUUUUUACAUUUCUUUAGUCAGUUCCCUUGAGUUUGCUUUGACAUGCUGCUUUUUUCCACUAAGAGGCACAGAGUGAUUUCCUCCUCUAAGAGUAGCAAUUUAUCCUGAACAUGAUUUGAAACUUGUUGCAUCUGGAAGUUAUGACCUUUUUAAUAGACAUGCAGUAUGCAUCAAUCCCAGGCAGCAGUAAUAAGAUACAUUGUGAUAAUGUGCCAAGACAACCAUGUACAACUUAAGCCACUGUCAAAGUAAUAAUGGCUUUAGAAGGGAUGUGCACAUGCAGCUAAAUAGUGACUUAUGUACUUUAUUUUCACACUACAGCAGUUUGGUUGCCUCAGCGGUAACCUAAAUACAUUUUAAAAAGAUUCCUUAUUACGUUACCUCAAUUCAGUACUUCCCUAUGGAAAAGUAAUGAAUUUUUUAUUUGUAAUUGCACAUUGGGUUAUUGAUCACAUCCAUGUCUGGACAUCUUGUAACAGUGAUCUGAGCCUAGUUCAGUCUUUACAUCACAACUGAACAGAAAAUACUUUUUUUUUCCUCUUUUUAUUCAGUUAUUCUGAGGGGUAUUUCAAUUAAGAGUUUUUAAAGAGCACCAACAGUUGAUUGUAGUCAAGUUACUACACUACCAUUUUCAUUUUCCCACCUAUGAAAUCAACUCUGCCAUAAAUAAACUAUUUCAGUACUGUACUGCCUCAUUGCACUGUUACAUUGUGGUUUUAAUGAAUUCGGACCACUAAGCAGACGGCACCUCUGCAAAUAUACAACAUGUUUGUACCAAGUUCUCAUCUUUUAUUCCCAUCAGAAUUUUUAUACACAUUGGACAAAGUGUUAACCUUGCAAGUGUAAAUAUGUCAUCUUUUGUAAAGUACAUGAAAUAAAAACAAUUUAAAUCUUGUGAGUUAAAACAA
Molecule: messenger RNA, 2603 nt
Organism: Acanthopagrus latus (yellowfin seabream)
Lineage: Eukaryota; Metazoa; Chordata; Actinopteri; Spariformes; Sparidae
Gene: glt8d1
Product: glycosyltransferase 8 domain containing 1
Exons: 9
Coding region: 367-1479 (370 amino acids)
Cellular component (GO): Golgi apparatus
Molecular function (GO): glycosyltransferase activity
Source: RefSeq, a predicted model, not a curated record